Messenger RNA from Candidula unifasciata, 2763 nucleotides. The record is from the annotation of a GenBank genome assembly. Lineage: Eukaryota; Metazoa; Mollusca; Gastropoda; Stylommatophora; Geomitridae.
AUGGCGUGUUCUCAAACUACACAAGAUACUGUAUUCAUUGCUGCCAUUGUGCUGUCAAUGAUGAGCCUCAGCCAGUGUGUGGAGCUGACGUACGUCAUCAACGAGGAGAUGCCUGCAAGGACUCGUUUAGGCAAUGUCUUGGACGACGCCAACAUCCGAAAGAUUGUCCGCCAAGCUGAGAUCUCAGAUUUGAGAUGUACACUCCUGACGGAGGGAAACCCGCAGUCUUCUUUCUUGUGGAUCAACUCAACCAGUGGAGAACUGAGGACAUCCAUCAGAAUAGACAGGGAAGAGAUUUGUCCCAGGCUGACGGUUUGUGAGCUAAGAGUCAAGACUGUAGUUCAAGCACUCUUAAGCGCUUUCUUUCAAAUAGUUUACAUUAAACUGACUGUCAAUGACAUCAAUGAUAACGCCCCAAACUUUGACCAUUCAACCUUUACAGUCAAGAUUACUGAAAGCGAACCACUGGGAGCUUUCUUCCGCAUCCCAACGGCUUCAGAUCUUGACACCGGGAAGGGAAACACCCCAUUGAAGUACACUCUAUUAGACCGAACAACGCCUUUCUCGUUGGUCGUUGACGAGGUCGGUUCAAAGCCUAAUGGUAUCAGAAUUCGGCUCGAUUCGAUCUUGGACCGAGAAACUGUCCACUCUUAUCAGCUGCAUGUCCUGGCAGUCGAUGGCGGAGAUCCUCCGCUGACCGGCACACUAACGGUCAAUAUUGUAGUACUGGACAUUAACGACAACGCUCCGAUAUUCCAGGGGGAGCCGUACAACGUCAGCGUUUCGGAUAAUGUGACGGUGGAUUCAUCAGUUCUGGUGGUUAAAGCUGGAGAUCCUGAUGACGGGGAUAACGGUCUUGUGACCUUUGUCUUAGCCACGGCCCAGAAAGACGUCAAGGUCAUGGAGAUGUUUUACAUCAAUAGAUCAACAGGGGAAGUAAAGGUGAAAGCUCCGCUGGACACAUAUGCCGGACACAGUUACAGACUGACCAUCCAAGCUGUUGACCGUGGAAGCCCUUCCAAGACAACCAUGACACAAGUGGUCAUUUCUGUGCUGGACACACACAACAGCCGGCCAGCCAUCCUGCUCAACAUUCUCGGAACUGCGGGUGUCGCACAAGUAUCGGAGCUGGCCGAAAUCGGUCGAGCAGUGGCGCACCUGGCGGUGAGUGACCCCGACUCUGUCCAAAGCUCUAACGGUCAGACGUCCUGCUAUCUGAACAGCACUGACCAGUUCCAGCUGCAGGCCAUGGAUGACCAGCAGUUCAAGGUCAUCCUGACCAAACGGCUUGACCGAGAACAGCAGUCACAUCAUAGUGUAACUAUCAUUUGUGAAGACUCGGGAUCGCCGCCUCUGAACGUCUCCUCCAGUUUUGCUGUGGAAGUUGGCGAUGAGAACGACCACGCCCCUGUUUUCAGUUCGGCUUUUUACGCCGUAGAGGUCAUAGAAGGAAAGGUCAACAAUAACACCAUAUUGACUGUUAAAGCCACAGAUGCGGACAUAGGUCCGAACGCCCACAUCACAUACCGCUUGGCAGAGAACACCGACCCUGAUUUCGGGAUCUACGCAGACGGAUCCAUUGUUGUGACAAGCCCCGCUGGGCUAGACCGGGAACACAGAAUCAGAGGCGGGGUCAGAAACGUUGUGGUUCUAGCUGUAGACGGCGGGAGCCCGCCAAUGACCGGCACUGUACAAGUGGUCAUCACGAUUAAAGAUAUCAACGAUAAUCCGCCCAGAUUCUCCGGGCCUGCCUUUUUCUUCACCGUCCGAGAGGACAGUCCAGCUGACCACACUGUAGGUAGCAUCACAGCCACUGACGCCGAUUUAGAAUCAAGUGGCCACGUCCUUUUCAAGAUCUACCACAGAAAUACAAACGCUAUUCCUUUCCGACUGUCAACGGAAGGCGAAAUAAAAACAAUUUCCGGACUGGAUAGAGAAAACAAAUCCAGUUAUGAAUUCCUUGUUAUUGCUUACGACAUGGGGAAGCCAGUUGCCUUAUCUUCAACUGUUGUAGUACGAAUCAAAAUUUUAGACGUGAACGACAAUUCUCCAACAUUUCUGUUUCCUAGCCAGAAUAACAGCACAGUGCAUGUUCCUUGGACACUCAGCCAGCGCCUUAUUUUCGCCACACUUCUGGCCACUGAUUUGGAUGAAGGAGAAAAUGGCGAACUAAUGUACUCAUUAGAAAAUAUCAACAGCUCUCAGAAGUUCGAAGUUGAGCCCAGUUCGGGGCAUGUUUUUCUAGCACAGCCACUCACAGAAAGGGAUAUUGGUGUCAACAUUAUCACUGCUGUUGCCCAGAACCCUUCCUCAGACGUUCAGCUCUCGAAGUCAACCCUUUAUGUCAUAGUCUAUGAAGGCAACAGCACCGUCUCUCACAAACCCAGUGCAUUCGGUGUCAGAAAUACGGUUGUUGUAAUUGUUCUGUUGGUGGUUACAGUUGUCGUUGCUGUGGGGAUACUUUUGACUAUUCUUCUCCUUCGCUUGGUGGACAAAGACAAGCAAAAGAGGUUUUACAGCGCAAAAGAGGAAGGGGACAAAACCGAAUCAAAGCUAAAACAUGUUAAUCUAUACUUCGCUGGUAAUGGGGAUACAUUCACGUCUGCUGAUGAUGCGACAACUGGCAGCAACGAUGGAGGAAGGAAGAGAAAGGAAGUCAGUUUCUCUCUGGAGGAAGACAGUAAUUCUAGCAGCAGUUAUAGAAUGACCAGCUCAAAACUAUCUGACAUUCGCGAUUUUUCUUCAGACAGAGUUCAGCAGACA